Patiria miniata (bat star) is the source of this 4156-nucleotide messenger RNA. RefSeq names its product WD repeat-containing protein 11-like (gene wdr11). NCBI's taxonomy places the organism in Eukaryota, Metazoa, Echinodermata, Asteroidea, Valvatida, Asterinidae. The coding region runs from base 140 to 4117 and encodes 1325 amino acids. Gene Ontology annotation, cellular component: cytoplasm. Gene Ontology annotation, molecular function: protein binding. The record is from RefSeq and is a predicted model, not a curated record. The transcript has 26 exons.
UGUGAUAUACUGGCGUGCGAAUUUUAUGUUGAUGAAGUGAAAAUCUGUUUCGUUCUUUCUGUCUCGUUUCCAACAUGAUUAAAUUGUGAUAAUUUCAUCACCGUAGCCACGGGCUAGUAUUUAUUUUCAAGAAAUCAAUAUGAACAUCUUUCCAAGGACAAUAACUGGUGCUUUACAUAGCCAAAAUAAGAAUGCGUGUGACUGGGGUUGGCAGUCAUUGGUUGCGUAUGGCUGUCACACGUCUGUGGUAGUGAUUGACACUAAAGCUGUACAGGUCAUCCAGACACUUGAGAAGCACAAGAGUAACGUUGUGAAGGUGAAAUGGGCGCGGGAGAACUACCACCACACCAUCGACGCUCCGUACACGCUGAGGCUUGCCUCGGCCGAUGCAGGAGGUCAGAUCAUUGUCUGGGAUGUCAAGGAUGCCUCGGAGAGGGCCAGCUUCAGCGAAGGAAGCAAACCGGUCUUAGAUUUGGAGUGGUUAUCAACCCAGGAUGCUUCACAUGAUCUCCUGGUCGCCCUGCAUCCUCCCUACUCCAUCGUGCUGUGGAACGCUGACACCGGCAUCAAGUUGUGGAAGAAGACGUUUACUGAUAACAUCAUCUCCAUGACCUUUGACCCAUUUGACUCUUCAAACCUUGCCUUGUUGGGCAAUGAUUGCAUCCUAUUCCUCAAUGACUUCAGCAUCAAUAAAUCACCGUCUAGCAACGGCCGUAAGUUCUACAUCACCACGCCGGGUACCAGUGGUCCCAGUCCCUCAACGAGCAGCACUAACCUAUCAGGCGGGGCAGACAAGAAGAUUGGUCACCGGUUUAGGAGGGUUCGUCUCUUGGUUGGAGACAACAAACCCAGAAGCUCUCAGUUAGGCGUGGAGGACACAGACAGCAUCACUCUCAACGAAUGUCUCCAGAUGACCUAUCUCCAGUCACGGAGGCAACAUCUCCUCCUUGUCUACCCUCGAGAGAUUCUCAUCCUAGACCUAGACAUCUAUCAGACGGUGGGGAUGAUCCCCAUGGAACGUAGCGGCAGCCCCUUCCAACAGGUCUACCCCUGCAAGCAACGUGAUGUUCUACUUUGUCUUCAUGAGAACGGGAGCAUAAGUGUCAGAGUGCGUCGCCGUCCGCGGUCUACUAGCCCCAGCGCGGCAACGCCUGUCGAUCAAAUCGGUAACUUUGUGGGACUAACAGGUGGUGACUCCCUCCUCUCUCACGACCCUCACGACGUCAUCUACGACCUCCGCUGUCAGUCAGACCCUCUACGGGUCACCAAACACAUGCGAGCGUUCGGCCUGGCGUGCUGCAUGUCCACCGAGCGUCAGAUGGGUCUCCUCAUGAGCGAUGGUCGACUCUUGGUCUGGUCCCUCAUGACGGUCAAUCAUGUCCCGACUAGCACCACCAAUGUCCACACCCAGAUGGUCCUGUCGCCGCUUUACUCCCCCGGGGUCGUGCCUGGGGUCACCAACAGCGACUUUGAGUUUCUCCCGCCGCUGUCCAAUACAGGCCGACAGGUCUUGCCACACCCAAAGAUGUCAUUGGGUGAUUUGAUCUGCCAGACAGACAUUACUGGAGACUCUAAUGGAUCCCAACCGCAGCAGGGUCGCGGUGUCAUACUCAAGUUUGUCUUGACUGGCCUGAGUUGUGGUGUAGCAUCGGUGCCGACCGUCAUUCGUAUGUGCCCGCCGGUGACGACGAGGAACAUACAUAAAUACAAGCCACUUGUUGCGCUAGGAUCUUCCACUGGUCUUGUCCAGGUGUAUAAUCUGACGACAGGGUCUCUUUGGAGGGAAUAUAACAUCCACACUUCCUGUAUAAGAGGUAUUGAGUGGGUUGGCCUGAGCAGUUUCCUGUCCUACAGCUAUCACAACCCGCCAAGCAAUGGUCUGGUCCGCAAUGAGCUAUUGCUUCUUGAUCUUCUGACGGGCCGUACCACUCCAUUGCGGGGGCACAAGGGGGAUGAGGCCCCAAUUGAGUGUAUCAAAGUGUCACACUUAAAGCAAUACUUCAUCGUGAUGUUAAAGGAGAAGCCCUUUGAGAUUUGGGAUUUGAAGAACCGUACAAUCCUGAGAGAGAUGCCGGCCAGUUUCCCUGUCGUCACGGCACUGGAAUGGUCUCCAACCCAUCACAAGAAGCGAUCUGCCGUCUCGAUCCAGGAGACUGUUGGUAGCUCCUCCUUGCUGGAUGCAACAGGAAGCACCCAUCACAUCUUAGAUGGCAGUGGUGACAGCAAGUUGUCGCAGACCUCGGCCACCAGAGAACACUUCUUCUUUGCCGAGAGCAACCGCAUGCUGCAUCACUUCUGGGUAGAAGGCAGCGUGGUCAAGGAAGGAUCACGUCUACCAUCAGAUAGCGGUCUGGGGUCUAUCACCUGCAUGACCUGGAAGGGAGAGACGUUGGUUAUGGGAGACGCUGACGGGAUGCUAGGGGUGUGGGAUCUCAAGGCUAGGGUGUCGAGAAACUAUCCAACGCAUCGGUCCUCCAUUAAGAAAGUCAAGUUUGCUCCAGGCAAGGGGAAUCUCAAGAUCUUGUGUCUGUGGAGCGAAGGCCUGGACAUAUGGGAUAUCAAGGAGGUUAGAGGCACCAGUUCCAUGAAGGUGACCAAGGAACAGACUAAGCUGAUUGAUGCUGACUGGGCGGCCUCUGAUAAGCCAAUCAUUGUCAGUUCCGAUGGAUGCAUACGAGUCUACGACAUCAAGCUCAAGACGACAUGCUCUCCCAUGGACUAUGCAGAAUUUGCUGAUCCAGUGUUCUGCCCCUACUUACUGUCCCCCAAGGCAGCCCUAGCUAUGAAGUACACCAUGCAGCAUCAGCCGUGGAAUGAUGAGUACACGCUACAACUCAGCAAGGAAUAUUUCCAUGACCUUGCUUGGCUGGCAAAUCCAUCCGCCUCGUCCCCUGCUGUCUCAGCUGACGAUGAUAGCGUGGUCGAUAGCUCAUUUGAUUGCGAGGCAGAAGACGAACCUGAACGUUGUGAAACUCCCGAGGAUGAAAAUUUCAUCAGGGCCGUCAAUGACCAGUUUGACAUCAUGCCCCAGAAGAUCAAGAAUUACCUCCCUAUUUGCCCCUAUGGUACGGCCCAGCGCUGCCUGCUUGCUGCACAGCUCUUUGGGGAUGAGGCAGAGACCACUUUCUGGACGGUGGCGUUGCAGUAUCUCAAGGCCGAGAAGGCGAGGGUGAAUUGCCCGGUCCACGUGUCCACACCAGACAAUCCAGGCGCGGGGUACCACUCAGACCCCUUCCAAGGUGAAGUACCCGGUGCCCUGCCUUCUAGUAACAACAGGUCGCUAUUGAUGGACACCAGGGAAGAGGAAGUGGUAACCAGUUGUUCCUGCAUCAAGGAUCCAUUGCUGGAUACCUGCUAUGAUAUCCUGUGUGACAGCAAGUCAUAUCAGAAAUAUCAACUUGAGCGUUUGAGCCUCCAUGACAGUAAGCGAUCGACCCAUGAACAGACCAUGAAGUGUGCAGAAAACCUUAUACUGAUGGGACAGUUUGACCGAGCAGUGCAGCUGUAUCUGGAGACAGAAGCUGAGAAUGAGAGUUACUAUCUGGACUCCAUCUUGGCAUGUCUGGUUGCCACGGUGAAGUUAACUGGGGCAUCACAAAGCACCAUUAAACUGGUCGCUACAAGUCUCAUUGCUAACAACAAACUCUCAGAGGGGGUUCAGCUUCUGUGUCUGAUCAACAAGGGAAUUGAUGCGUGUCGUUAUCUGAUCACCUAUCGAGAGUGGAACCAGGCUGUCUGGCUGGCUAAGGCUACCCUACCCUUUUCAGAGUACUGCACCGUAUUACGUCGCUACGUUGACUAUCUCUGCUCACCGACCGUCAACCAGAAAACCAAAGCCAUCCUAGUCCUGCUGUCUAUGGGUCAAUUCCAACAGGUCCUUGAGGUCCUAAUGAGCAUGCAUUACUAUGACCGUGCCGGCAUGUUUGCUGAGGCCUGUAUGGAGUUUGACGUCUUGCCAGAUACAGAAGAGAUAAGAUCCCUUCUUGAGAAGGUGUAUUUGGAGUAUGCUCGCUACCUCCUGGCGCUAGGCAACCGCAGAGCGUACGGUUACUACUGCAACAAGGCAGCUGAGAAGGGACACAAAGUCAGUCAGGAACUGGAAUGGAUGGAGGAUUAAGGGGUAAACGCAAAGCAUUGUCUUAUGAUUACAUUCCUA